UACAUGCUCUAGGUGGCGAUGCUUCUGAAAAAUAGAAGUAAAGUAGGAGGAGUUGCAUAUAGUAGGUCUAUUGAUUUUCAAUGUUUUGCUCUUUCGGAUGAGAACGCUUGUCAUAAGAACUAGCUACAUAAAAUACCAGUUAUUUUGCCGUCUCCAUGCGCGCAGCUUGUUUUGCCAUGCGCAUUCAGACGGUACUGCACUGUGUCUAGCAUGAGCUAGCUAGUAGCCUAAUAGCUAACAUUAGCGAAGAUUAAUUACGGUUUGCGUUGUCUUUAAGCACAAGUAUUUAUUAUUUUGUCAAAAUGUCUGUAGUCUUCGUACCAAAAAGACUAAGAGGGAAAGCGAAAAUCAACCAGGAAACAAUACAAAGAUUAUUGGACGAAAAUGACCAGCUGGUGCGGUGUAUAACAGAAUACAUGCAAAAAGGAAGAGCUAUGGAAUGUGUACAGUAUCAACAAAUAUUGCAUCGUAACAUCGUUUAUUUGGGAACAAUUGCAGAUGCCAGUCCGGAUUUGGUUUCAAACUCAAACACAUCCGGCAAAAACGUAGAACCAUCAGAAUGUAACUCCCUGAAUGGACAGCACGGGACAGUUGACAUCAAAGACUUAAUUCCUUGAUGAUGCAUGAUUGACACCGUCAACAAUCUCCCACACCCUACUAUUUUCUACCUGUGCCAUUUCAUUGUUCACGUACAAUUAUUUUCAGGUCACCAUGCAAAAACGUUAUUCACCAUUGUGAAUCCCAUUGUUAGUAACUGGUAUAAUAAACGUUACUUGUAUUCAAACCGUA
Osmerus eperlanus (European smelt) is the source of this 789-nucleotide messenger RNA. It is a transcript of the gene ss18l2, whose product is annotated as ss18, like 2. Bases 303 to 617 code for a protein of 104 amino acids. The record is from RefSeq and is a predicted model, not a curated record. The transcript has 4 exons. NCBI's taxonomy places the organism in Eukaryota, Metazoa, Chordata, Actinopteri, Osmeriformes, Osmeridae.